AUGGCUUUGAAUCAAUUAGAAAAAGAGUUCGGAAGCAAUAAACGGCUGAACGGGGACACGCGCUCGUUUAAUCAUCGUUUAAACACAAUUGUCAAUACGGAUGGCUUACAGCAACAACAUGCACACGGACCUGGUGGUGAUCAAAUUAAUAAUACAUAUCAAUCGCCAACAUUAAGUCUAUUGAUUGCAUCAAUGUUUGGAGUGCUGGUUGCAUCUAUGCUUGGGACAGACAUAUCUUUCGUUAUCACCUUUGGAAACAAAAUCAAAAAGAAUGUGAAACAACUAACGCAAGAAUAUGCAAAUGAAAAGUCGACAAUAGAUGAAAAUCAAUUGAGAUUUAUCGACUUUGCUCAUUAUGAACGUCAAUCAGACUUGAGUAAAGCUGAAGCGUUUUGGGAGGACUUCUUUCAUGAUUAUGACUUUCACUUGCGAAUCAAUCUUCCAUAUGACAACAAAAUGAUUUUGAUCUCAUCUGGAUCAUACUAUGCAUUUGACAUUGAUCCAUCAUUGACACGACAAAUCUUUCGUUACAAACAGAAGAAGAACAUCAACUUCUUUCGUUUAUUUCUAUCUGUGUUCUACUGUUACCUGUUCAAACUCACUCAAGAUAAAGAUUUCUGUGUUGUGGGUGUCACACCAAAUCGUCCAAAGAAAGAACUAACUUCCGUCAUUGGUCCAUUUGAAAACUAUGUUGUUUAUCGACAUUUUAUUGAUCCACAUCAAUCUUUCAAUGAAUUUGUUGCGAAAAUCGAUGAACUGUGUACGAAUAUCAAAGAAAACGCCGCUUACCCAUAUCAACAUCUGAUUGCAUUUGCAAGAAAAUGUGGUUCACCUCAACAGCCCUUUUCACAAGUUGCACUUCGUGUUGAUAUCGAUGAAGAUAAAUGGAUUCUUGAUGUUGAUCAGAAUUUAGUUUUGAAUCAAGUAUCUUUGACGAAUCAUAAACAAUUUCCACGCAAUACAAAACUCACUCCCAUUGAUUUAACAUUAGUUGUUCGAUGUAAUUUGGAAAACAAAAGUAUCGACUUCUAUUUUGAUUAUGCCGAGAAACUGUUUGAACAGAAAACAAUCGAACUUUUAGCUGAUAGAUUCAAAAAAAUUCUCAAGCAUUUAUUUGAUGUUUCAUCAAACUUUGACUCAGACGAAGAACUAAUUAUUAUCGCACUAAAUCAUCGUUUAAACGCAAUCGUAAAUACGGGUGAUUUACAACAGCAACAUGCACAAGGAACUGAUCAUGGACUUGCAACUGAACCCAGUUGUGAUCGUAACAGAAAUACACAUCAACUCCAUACGUUCAGCCUAUUGGUUGGAUCCAUGUUUGGACUGUUGGUUGCACGCAUGCUUGACAUUAUUCCAGCUGCAGUAAUUUGUAUAUUUUUGAUCGCAUUGAAACUCGUCGUUCUGUGA
This is a messenger RNA of Adineta ricciae, 1407 nucleotides long. The record is from the annotation of a GenBank genome assembly. Lineage: Eukaryota; Metazoa; Rotifera; Eurotatoria; Adinetida; Adinetidae.